AUGCCUGUCGAUUCCAAUGAGCAUAUUGGGAUUGUACUGAGUCGGAUUAGAAACUUGGAAGAUGACGAUCGCAGAGAGAUUCUUCAGAGAUGCUACGGCCUCGAAGAUACAGAGGUGGAGAAUGUCUUGGACGCGAAUGAGCAUUGCCUCAUCCGCAUUUACCUUGGUAGGAGCUCCGACGACGACGAGUUGGACUAUGCCAGGGACUCUGUCUCGGACUCCAUCAUGGAAGAUGCCACGGAGGAGGCCGCGAUUACCAUCUUCGACAAUGUGAAUCUCUCCGGAUACCUCGACCAUAUCAUCAACGCCCGCGAAGGGAUUGAAGCGAAACACGCGCUGAAAGCCUUUGCGCGAGAGAUCGCAUUCGGCUACGCCUUACUCCACUGGGGAGCUCGCCUGGAUGGUAGGGGAGUAAAAUUCCUCUUGGGCUCGUCUCCAACUGGAGUUGGAAAGCGAUUGUACAUGCUCGACUUCAAGGACUGCCGUCCGAUCGGAGAAUUGACCGCUCGAUGUGUCCUAGAUCAGCUUAUCCCUGCGGCGUUUGAAAACGAUCCAUAUAUUCCGCGGGCUACCACUUGGGGCGACAUCAAUGAAAAAGUAUGGUGCAUGAGAUCCAGGAAGCGUGUCUUCACUUACAGAAGCCACCAAGCGUGCGCCUGGAAGGCCUUUAUGGGGUAUUACCUUCAGGCCAGCGCUAAAAUCUGGGAGGCCUCUGAUCGUGAUUUUGACCCUUGUUUGCCCGGAAUUUUCAUCAAAGAACUCAAGAUGGGGUUUUUCGAGCAGGAUGCUGAGAGGUAUGUGGAUGGUGUUUCUGAUCGCCACCUCGCGUCAGAGGACGGGACCCAUCAUCAGACAGAGGGCUAUUCUGCGGAGUCUGAGCAGGGAGAAAGCGGCAGCGAACAAGACCCUGAGUAUUAUGACGAUGACGAGGAUGACCUGAGCCAGGAUGACCAGAGCCAGCUUGACCGUGAGUCCUUUGAUAACGACCAGUAUGGAGACGACGGGUACGAUUCGGAUGCAAUGGACAUCGAUGACUCGUCGGAGGGAGAAGAAGACAGCGACGAGGAUGACGACGACUACGAUGAUGUGGACUAG
Diaporthe citri is the source of this 1095-nucleotide messenger RNA. RefSeq lists its product as uncharacterized. The record is from RefSeq and is a predicted model, not a curated record. The coding region runs from base 1 to 1095 and encodes 364 amino acids. Lineage: Eukaryota; Fungi; Ascomycota; Sordariomycetes; Diaporthales; Diaporthaceae. The transcript has a single exon.